Molecule: messenger RNA, 507 nt
Organism: Malania oleifera
Lineage: Eukaryota; Viridiplantae; Streptophyta; Magnoliopsida; Santalales; Ximeniaceae
Exons: 2
Coding region: 1-507 (168 amino acids)
Biological process (GO): DNA integration
Molecular function (GO): nucleic acid binding
Source: RefSeq, a predicted model, not a curated record
AUGGCCUUGGCCCACAAGGCUUUGCGACAAGAGUUCUGCUGGCCCACCAUGAAGAAAGAUGUGCUUGAAAUGGUUAAAUGGUGCGAUAGGUGCCAGAGAUUCGUAAGGGUUUCAGUGAUUUACAAGUUCGACAUCUCAUGGGCUAUAGUAAUGGACCACGAAAGACAAUUCGACAAUGAGCGCUUUAAGAAAUUUUGUGCUGACCUAAGCAUAAAACUUCUAUUCGCAUAUGUCGCACGUCCACAAAGCAACGAUCAGGUGGAGAACAUGGACCGGACAAUACUGCACGGUUUAAGAACACGACUCGAAACUUCACAAAGCAGAUGGGUGGAAGAGCUCCCGUCAAUAAUUUGGACAUACCACUCAACCCAACGGGCAGCCACGGAAGAAACCCCUUUUAUGCUGACCUUUGGAGCAAAGGCAGUCAUUCCUGCCGAGGUCGGAAUAUCCUCCUGGCAAAGACAACAUUUUGAUGAGAAGAACAACAAUGAAGAGAUGAGAGCAUAA